AUGUCAGCGCCGGCACUACAAGCUCGCGUGCACAGACUCCUAGGAUCUCGCGCGGAGCUGGAAGCAACUAAGACGCUUUUACAGACGAUUGUGCCAAGUCAUUCACCAUCAACCGCUCCGCUACUACAGCUGGACACAUCGCAGACGUUGACAUUGGCUACCCUACGCCGUACCUUGCGUGCGAGUCUGGAGAAUCAGCACUUGACAAUCCAGGUUGGCCAGCUGGACAUCAUGUGCGAGGAGGUGGAUGAGUUUUUGAAAACCACCAAGAGGGAAACGCAGCAGGUGCAGACAGAGGCAUCUGCAUUGGUGACUAAAAGGGAAAAGCUUCAGCAAGAGGGAAGACAGAUUAGCUCAUUUUUAUCCCGCUACCAGCUGAAUGACGAGGAGGUUCAAGCGCUUUUUGGGGGAGAACUAGCGGACAAAGACAUGGACGUCUUCUUUCGCACGAUGGAGCGAGUACAGCAGGUAAAAGCAGACUGCAAGACCCUAGUGUCCACAAGCGAAAUCAAUUGUGGUUUUGAGCUGCUGGAUGCGGUAAGCAAAUGCCAGGAAGCUGGUCUGGAGCGACUGUACCAAUGGACGAUGAUUAAAUGCGCACAAGUGGAUGGAGAACCCAGUAAUGAGCUUCAUCGAGCGAUUGUGCUGCUUAGCGAUCGUACAGAGUAUUACAACUAUUGCAAGGGAUGCCUGACAGCAUCGCGGCGGUCAAUAGUCGUUCGGCGUUUUCUUGCGGCGCUGACAGUCGGAGGACCAAAUGGAAUCCCAAGACCGAUUGAAAUGCAUGCACACGAUCCUGUGCGCUACUGUGGCGACAUGCUAGCGUGGAUCCAUCAGGCUAUAGCGGCUGAGAGCGAGAUUUUUCGUGUGCUUUUUGAUGGCGACGUCGAGAUUAACCCUUGCAAUAUCACAUUAAUUGAACCAUCUGACAGAACUAACGAUGGGUCUACAGACGAUAACACUUUUGGUGAAAAAGACACUGAUGACAUCGAUGCAACAUUUUGCUUGUCCAUGGUCGGACAUUCAUUUGACGGGGUAGCAAAGCCGCUGCAAGUGCGUGUUGAGCAGACGCUGAGCUCCUCGCACGGCAUUGUCACCACAUUCAAAUUGGUGCACUUACUCGCAUUUUAUUACCGCAAGCUCAACGAAUUAAUUUCUCACUCAAAGAUAGCGCGUGCUCUUCAGUUUUGCCGCGAAGCUGCAAAUGAAGCGUUUCGUCGCCAGUUGCAGCAGGUGGUGAACACAAUUGCAGCCUCAGCCCAUGAUUAUGCAGCCAGUCUUGCAGCUACACAUAUCACGCUUGAUGCAACGCACCACUUGGUGGCUUUGCUUGAUGUAUCUCAAACCUCGUUAUUGCCGGAGAAAGAGAGAGAAGCGGAUGUAACGCCAUUGUUCGAAAGUAUUCUUCCAGCUCUCGAGCUCAUGUGUCAGCGCAGCGUGACGGGACUUGACCCAGUCGACGCGCUCGUGUUCCGCAUCAAUAACUUUAAUUGCCUACACGCACAGCUGUCUCGAUUCCCUGAUGCAGCUAAGUGGUACUUAGAAAUUAGCCGUUACUUAGAUUGUUGGCUUCGUAAUUUGAGCGAGCUUCAUGCUUCGCGCGUGAUGGAUCGAUGCCAAGUCAGUACUUUGUUGCAAUAUAUCAGACACUUUCAGCAGAAUCAAGCGAUUAUUGACUCCAUACCAGCAAACACACCUGGUCUGGAUGGGACAACGAUUACGCGAGUCAUGGGCGAUUUCUGUUCAAUAAUGAUGGCGCUCAUAUUACCACAGCUUGAUCAACUUGCACAGCCUGAGCUCUCUGACAAGGUCCGAACACUGACGUCGGUAACGCUUGCGAGCGCGUAUGCACUCGUCUAUGAGUUUGUGUUUGACGCAAAAAAUGGCUACAACACAGAUGUCGGAUCAGUGUGCUCGUUGUUGGCGCCGGAGAAAAAUCGUCGUGUUGUGCUUCAGCAUACACCUGAGGAAAUUCGGACUGUGCUUGAACUAGAUGAAGACAUCAAGUGA
Molecule: messenger RNA, 2010 nt
Organism: Plasmopara halstedii
Lineage: Eukaryota; Oomycota; Peronosporomycetes; Peronosporales; Peronosporaceae
Product: conserved oligomeric golgi complex subunit
Exons: 4
Coding region: 1-2010 (669 amino acids)
Biological process (GO): intra-Golgi vesicle-mediated transport
Cellular component (GO): COG complex
Source: RefSeq, a predicted model, not a curated record